AUGGCUAAAUUGAUUUGUAAGAGACUGGCUUUAGUUCUCCCUGAUCUUGUACAGCCAAAUCAGGGAGCGUUUGUUAAAGGUCGCUCAAUAGCCCAUAAUAUAAUGAUUUUUCAAGAUCUCAUCAAAAACUAUGGGAGGACUUCUACUUCAUCUAGAUGUGCUAUCAAGAUUGAUCUAAGUAAGGCCUAUGACACAGUAGACUGGGAGUUUCUUGAUGACCUGUUAAAAGCUCUAAGAUUUCCUAUGAAAUUCAUAGGAUGGGUUAUGUCAUGUGUUCGAAAUACAUCCUAUUCUCUACUGAUGAAUGGAAGAAUUCAAGGCAAUUUUAAAGGUGAAAAAGGGCUGAGACAAGAUGAUUUGCUUUUAUUCUGUAAAGGUUCUAUCUCAGCUAUAAGAAGUGUCAAGGAGGUUCUUGAUGAAUUUGUUGCUGCUACUGGGCUUUCAAUCAACUCUGGUAAAUCUCAUAUUUUUUUUGGUGGAGUCACUAGCAAUGACAGAACUCGGAUUGCCCAAGAAAUUAAUCUGACUAAAGGUACUUUUCCUCUUAAGUACCUUGGGGUUCCCAUGAGGCCUACCAAAUGGAGACAUGAAUAUUGUGAGAGAAGCAAGAUUCACAUCCCCUCUUGGCAGAAGGUUUGCCUCCCGAAAGCCUAUGGUGGACUGGGAUUCAGAGAUGGAGGAAGUUGGAAUCGAGCUGUUUUAGCAAAGUAUGUAUGGGCUAUAUCUGCUAAACCAGAUUUGUUAUGGGUUAAAUGGAUCAAUUCCAUUUAUCUGAAAGGAGUCAAUAUCUGGAAUUAUGAAUUGAAAGCAGAUUGUAGCUGGUACUGGAGGAAGCUCUGCCAUCUCAAAGAUCGUUUUAACCCUGCUGCUAUUCUCUCUGUUGGUGCGCAAGGGAAGUUUCAGUCUUCAAAAUUGUAUAACAUCCUUUUAGACCAGCAAAGGGUUGAUUAUUAUCGGACUGUUUGGAGUAAACUAAUCCUUCCUAAACACAGAUUUAUGCUUUGGCUGGUGGUUAACUCUCAGCUAUUAACAAGAGAUAAUCUCAGUAGGCUGCAUGUUCAUAUAAAUACAUUGAUCUGUCCGGUUUGUGAGAGAUAUCCUGAGAGUCAUUCUCAUCUAUUUUUUGACUGCAUUCUCUCUAAAGUGGUGGUUAAAAGUGUCUUUGAAUGGCUGGGGUUCGAUGCUUGGCCUAUUGAAUUUAAUAGCUGGAUGGUGUGGCUGGCUAGAGCUCGGAUUGGAGUUUCAGCUGCUAUUGUGAAUAUGGAUUUUGCUGCUGUUAUAUACAGCAUCUGGAGAAAUAGAAAUAGAUGUUUUCAUGAUGGUUAUUCUUUGAUUGUUGUGAAUCUAGUACAGGAAGUUAAAUACAUAACUAAAUAUAGGCUUUACAUAGUGACCAAUAGUCAGCUGUCUGUUAAAGACCAAGUGUAUAUUCGGAACCUUCAAUGUAAUUAG
Molecule: messenger RNA, 1452 nt
Organism: Humulus lupulus (European hop)
Lineage: Eukaryota; Viridiplantae; Streptophyta; Magnoliopsida; Rosales; Cannabaceae
Exons: 3
Coding region: 1-1452 (483 amino acids)
Source: RefSeq, a predicted model, not a curated record